This is a messenger RNA of Pocillopora meandrina, 1900 nucleotides long. Lineage: Eukaryota; Metazoa; Cnidaria; Anthozoa; Scleractinia; Pocilloporidae. The record is from the annotation of a GenBank genome assembly.
CUACAAAUGCACGAUUUGUGGCCGAAAGUUGUCGAGGAAACAAAGACUCGAAACUCACUUGAGUUGUGUUCAUGGCAAAGGUGAGAAAUAACACAAGCCAAUCACAGUUUUGAAUGCGACUACAAAUCGUCUUUUACCCUCAUAUUUAUAAAAGAAGGAUACCACAUUAGGAAAUAUAAGAGAUACCUAGAUGAUCCCAGUGUACCAGUACCUAAAUCUACAAAGCUUGACCGUAGCAAGCACCAAAAAUAAAAAGAUGUAAUAUUUUUUGGGAGAUCCAGUGACUGGAACAUUUAAGAAAUUAAGUUAUGAAAGGAAACUUGGUUUGUACUUCUCAUUACUGGCAAGUCUUGUUGACAAAUAUUUUCAGAUCAGAGUUUCAAAUAAAGUAAAUUGAAGACAUCAUUUAAAAGGUGUUUUUUCUCAAAGGGAACAUGGACUACCUCUGUCUUGUCUGCAUGCCAAAUGUUUGCAAAGUGUGUGGAUGAUCCACAAGUAUUGGAACUCUUACAAAAAUGUUUUGUAAGAAUAAAAACAGCAAAACAAAUUACAGCAAUUAGUCACGAAAACAGAGCAAAAAACUGAAAAAAAAAAAAACAGCAACAACAAUCAUGAAAAAAGAAAGAUUAAUUAGGUGUUGAAUUUGUUUGUCUAAGGCAUGAAAUUUCUACUAAAAAUAGUGUCAACAAAAAGUCUCAGACAGUGUUUGAGGCAACUGAGCUUGACUGUUCCAAGGUUUUCUAACAAAGGCAACCAGUAAUGUUGGUUAGGAAAGUAACUUAUUUUCAUAACUAACAAAGUUCUUUAAGUGUAGAUAACAAUGUAAUUAUUGUUAAUUAUUGUGGAAGUUGUGUACCAAGGAACAGCUAAUUAAUGUGUGAUGAUUUUGGCACAUCAGUGAACAUGAGACAUUAAUUUGCAUCACAAUAAAAAUAUUUUAUGAUCAUGGAAUCCAACAGUCCUUUUAGGUUAGAAAGCAAAUCUGUGAUAGGAGUACAUUGGAUUAAUUGGCAAUUUCCAUUUAACAUAAUUGACUGCUGGUUCAUGAGAAAAUCCAUAUUAAUGUAGAGAUUUACUAAAACUUAGUUUGAAUAAUAAAUUUUAUGAUCUUUAAGUUAUAAACAUAUACAUGUAUGUAUAUCUCUUGGUAAGUUUUGUAUAGCAUACCUUUUAUUGAGCCAAAGUUUUAAGCCUCUGAAAUUACUCCUUUUCUUAAAACCUUCACAUUCUAGGUAUUGAGAAUUUCUUAGAAUUUAUGUAGACCUCAGGGUAUUUAAAUUGCCUCAAAUUCAAUUCCCAGAAAUUCCCAAGAAUUCCACCCUUCUUAAAUUAUAGGUAGUUUGUAUAGCUGAGAAUUCCUAGGAAUUCCAAGGAAUUCCAAGUCCUCACAAAACUGGAAUCUUCCUUUCCCAGAAAUUCCCAGUAAUUCCAAGCUUUUUAAAAAUCUCGCAGUGCUUCUACAAGGGCAGUACAAAUUGGGUACCUAAAAUUAUCUGGGAAAUGAUAAAAACCUCUUGUGGUAACCUGCUAUGUCCCAAUAUCCCAUUCAGGAGGAUAAUCAAUACUCUAAGUCAACUUAGGCAGAAACUGGGAUAAGUAUGGGUUGUACUUAUCACUCAGCACAAGGGUGACAUUUGCUAAGGGUUAGGGUCAUAAUAUGUUAUUGUACAUAGUCAAAAGAGGCUUCCAUGAUGUUUUUAAACAACAGAUCUGCAAUAUUUUGUUGACUGUGAUGCAGAUUGAAUUAAAGUGAACUUUUAGGUCAUGGUUAGGUAAAUUUGUUCUGUGAUUAAUAACCUUUAAGUCAAUUUUUUUUAACUAGAUUGGUGGACUGUUUUUCAUCUAUGAACCUCGUUUUUCAUGAGAUGAUAAAGUAGUUGUUGAAGAGUUUGAAUGUCCU